CAGCAUCAUUAUCACCCUCGUCGACCAUCUCAUCUGGGUCGUCCACUCUCUCUGGCUCUCCUUCAUGCCGCAGCCACCAUUGUGGCCAUGGACGAGUCGUUACGCACCCAGUUAGCACAGCUCUUUCGUCUCUCCCUCAACUCCUCCGAUGACCUUGUCCACCUUCUCGAACACGGCCCUCCGACCUCGGGACUCGACCCUAACCUCAUUCGAAGAAUCAUUCAAGCGAUAUUAUGGCAUCGCUCAUUUCUACCGACAUAUUACGCCGUGGUGUUGUUCAUAGUGACUGCCUUCUUCACUUACGAAUUAUAUAAGAGCCAUACCAGACGAUGGAGGGCAAAGAGGAAAGAUCAAGGCCUGACACAAGAUAUCUCGUUGAACACUUCGACGACAGUAUCCUCGUCCUCCUCGAGUAGCACAUUGCUUGGAAUUAGCACUCCUCCACAGAAGGAUGAUUCGACAUCGGAGAUCACACCACUGCUUUCAGAGAUAAACUCCCUUCCACGACGACCAAGUCUGUCAGAUCGAGUCAAGGCGUUCCUCCAAUAUCAACCUCGGCCUAUCUACGCGUUGACCUCCCGAGUCAAUGUCCUACCAAACAAUGCAACGACAAUUUCCAUCGUUAUGUUUGCAACCAUUAACCUCUUCUAUCUCUUCUAUCGCACGCCUUUGUCCACAGAAGUCAUAUUUGUGCUCGCUGAUCGAGCUGGACUCUUGUUUGUCAUCAACCUGCCUAUCCUCUACAUUCUUGCAGCAAAGACGAACCAACCGAUCAAAUUCUUGACUCGACGUUCAUAUGAAGGUCUGAACUUGUUCCAUCGUCGACUUGGAGAAUGGCUGAUAAUAUUCUCCGUCAUUCACUUUGUGGGUAUGUUGAUGGUGUUCAACAAUAUUUUCCGACCCCUAGGAUAUACAUUCCUUCGGUACAUCUCUUCACCAACUGUGUAUCUCGGCCUUCUCGCGAUUGCAUCGUAUAUGGUCAUAUAUGUUACAAGUACAGGAUGGUUUCGACAUAUGUAUUACGAGGCCUUUCUCGGAUUACAUAUUGUAUUUCAAUUCGCGGCUCUGGUAUUUCUUUUUUUCCACUAUCCUACGGCCAAACCAUAUGUUGUAGCGACAGUGUCCAUUUGGGCCGUGGACAGAAUCCUGUGGCGCAGCAUGUUGUCGAAUCGGAAAUUCGUUGCCACGUUGGAGGUUGCACCAGAUGAAAAGACAACCUUGAUUCAUUGCGAGAUCGACAUGCACAAGAAACUUCUCGGUACCCGAAUAGGCUUACACCAUGGAUGGCAACCGGGCCAGCACGUCUUCCUAACCAUUCCAUCAAUUGGUUGGAAACAUCGGUUCCAGACCCACCCAUUCACCAUCGCGUCUCCUGCUCCACCACAACGAACACACGUCGACUCGUGGCCUUUACAAUUAGUGAUUCGAUCAAUCGACGGUUUCUCUCUCGAUCUGUUAAACUAUGCUCAUCACCACCAACAUUGCGAGGUAAUCCUUGAAGGACCACACGGCGGGGUCGAAGCACUAGAAGCAGCCCACGAUGCCGACAGGGUGUGUUUCAUCGCCGGUGGAAGUGGGAUCGCCGUAACCAACCCCCUAGCGUGGGACCACCAAGUCCACCCGCACCAACAAUCCAAUGCGAUCACUGACCUGAGAACCGUCUACCGCGACGGACAGAAACAUGCCCCCACUGUGAUUGAGUGCGGAUCAGUAGUCGACAACGAGAAAUUUAGCCAUUUUUGGGUUCGUCAGGACCCCCGCCAUUCCAAAUGGAUAUCUCUAGUCCCUAAGAUCAGCGCGGUACGAGGAGCUGGACUCCGCGAAGGCUUUGAUACGAAACCCAUUCCAAACGAAGAAGAGGAAGAAAACACCGUCACUACUAGUCUCAUAACCCACACUUUCGAUACACGGCGAGCGGGUCCUGAUGGUGGCCGACCAGAUAUGAAGACCGAAGUGUGGAACUGGGUGACCUCGCCGUCGAGUUCAGCUCCUGCAGCAGCUACGCCCGGAGACUCAGAAUCCGAAACAUCCUCCCUCGCGUCAACAAGACCCUCAGCUCGCACUCUACAAGAACGCAUGAAAGAUAAGAUCUGCAUUGUCGUGUCCGGCCCUGACGGUUUGGUACGCGAUGUCAACAAUGUCGCCACCCAACUCGUCCGUGAAGGCUGGGAUAUUGAGGUCUGGGUCGAGAAGUUUGGCUGGUAAUCUCGAGACCUAAGACGAGCACGAGAGUCGUUUGAUGGUCGUGCCAAUUACGAAGUCAUGGGAUGACGUUUGCAUUUGGAUGGCGUUGGGAACAUUGGAACAUUGGAACAUUUAUACAUUUAUACAUAAACAUAUACGAGGGUGACAUAUACAUAGAUCCGUGUAUACGAAGGAUUCUUUGAUAUUCUUCACAG
Molecule: messenger RNA, 2399 nt
Organism: Exophiala mesophila
Lineage: Eukaryota; Fungi; Ascomycota; Eurotiomycetes; Chaetothyriales; Herpotrichiellaceae
Exons: 1
Coding region: 88-2205 (705 amino acids)
Biological process (GO): iron ion transport; copper ion import; intracellular iron ion homeostasis
Cellular component (GO): plasma membrane
Molecular function (GO): ferric-chelate reductase activity
Source: RefSeq, a predicted model, not a curated record